ACGCCCAUUGCCGUAGCGCCUGUCGUGCCGGAGCACUGAGCGGUGUGAGGCGGUUUGUACACCGGGGUGUUGUUCCCCCCGUCAGUUCAGUUUGAAGUUGGGAAAAACAGCGGAAAUACUGUACUUCCUGCGAAAAUCAGUUUUCCCGAAAACCAAUUGAAAGUUAGCCUUGCCAGCUUAGCGGGGGAAAGCGAAAAAAUGUUUUUCCUAGAAGACUUUCUGCAAGUCUCCACCGUGGCGCUGUCUCUGGCUGUGGCGAUAGUGAUUUCUGUGGUUUAUGUCUUCAUGGGGUCGACACCCGAGUCUGUCAAGACACCUCCGGGACCCCCAGCCCUGCCGCUCCUAGGAAACCUGCUCUCGCUGGAUCUGAAGAGGCUGGAUCUGUCUCUUUGGGAAUUGUCUAAGACAUAUGGCAGUGUCUUCACUGUGCACCUCGGCCCCAUGAGAGUAGUGGUCCUGGCUGGUUACAAGACAGUGAAGGAGGCGCUUGUUGACUACCCUGAGGAGUUUGGGAGCAGACUCAUCACACCGAUAUUUCAUGAUAUCAGUAAAGGACACGGUAUCAUUUUUGCAAACGGGGACUCGUGGAAGGAGAUGAGGAGGUUUGCUCUGUCUAAUCUGCGGGACUUUGGAAUGGGAAGGAAAGGGAGUGAGGAAAAGAUCAUCGAGGAAAUCCAGUACCUCAUUGAAGUGUUUGAAGCACAUGGAGGAAAACCAUUUGACACCAAGGAACCUGUAAACUGUGCUGUUUCCAACAUUAUAUCCUCCAUAGUGUAUGGAGACAGGUUUGAUUAUGCCGAUCCUGUCUUCCAGGCUAUGGUGAAUAGAUUUACUCAGAAUAUCAAAUUCAGUGGAUCUCCUGCUAUCCAGCUCUACAACAUCUUCCCCUUCCUUGGGUGUUUACUGAAAGCUAGGAAGAAACUUCUGAUGAACAUUACAGAGAACAUUGCCAGUAUAAAACAACUCGUGGGGCAGCUGCAGCAGACCUUACAGGAGCACGAUAAGAGGGGAAUUGUGGAUGCGUUCUUGAUCAAGCAGCAGGAGGUUUCAGGACAGAGAGACUCCCAUUUCCAUGAGGAUAAUCUGACACAAACGGUUUCAAACCUGUUUGCUGCUGGGACUGACACAACAGCCACCACACUCCGCUGGGGGCUGCUGCUGAUGGCUUCAUAUCCCCACAUCCAAAAAAAGGUUCAGGAGGAAAUUGAGAAGGUUGUCGGCACAAAGCAGCCGAGGGCUGAACAUCGGAGAAGCAUGCCCUACACCGAUGCUGUGAUACAUGAAAUCCAGCGCCUGGCAAAUAUCGUUCCACUGAACCUUCCUCACAUGACAGCGGCAGAUGUUCACUUCCAGGGCUACUUCAUCAAAAAGGGGACCCCUGUCUUUCCUCUGCUGACCACAGUGCUCCAGGAUGAGACCCAGUGGGAGACGCCUCAUCAGUUCAACCCUGCUCACUUCCUGGACCCUGAGGGCCAGUUUGUGAAGAAGGACGCCUUCAUGGCUUUUUCUGCAGGACGCAGGGCUUGUCUCGGAGAGAGCCUGGCCAGGAUGGAGCUGUUCCUGUUCUUCACCUCGCUGUUGCAGAAGUUCACCUUCUCUCCCCCUCCAGGAGUGCAGGAGUCUGAACUGGACCUCACUCCUGUUUUGGGCAUCACUAUGAACCCACAGCCUCACCAGCUGUGUGCUGUGAGACGGGAGUAGGGCACCAGCUGUGUGCUCUGAGACCGGGUUAGGGCACCAGAUAUUCUAGUUAAGCUCACACAAAAAAAGGCUUCUGAGCCUAGUUAAGAAACUACUACUAACCCAUCCCUUAAUUUACAAAAAUAAAUCAACAUGAGAUAGUCUACGAUUAGAGCAAAUUCAUCUGACAAGCCUCUGUAAAAUGUACCAUCCUCGUGAUCUAGAUCUGUUUGAGUGUUAAUGACUGUUACAUAUUUUAUAGUAUUUGAUUCAAUUUGUACACAUUGUCUUAUUGCCUUAUUAUGCAAAAAUGCAUCAUUCUAAAAAACUCAUGAGUGCAUGCUCCUCGCGGAAUCCCUCUAUCUUGUCUCGUCGUGCCUGUGAAGGGCUGAUCCACUCAGUCUGCUGAAAGAUGAGCCUCUCCUCUUGUUGCUGGUCUUGUUUUAUUAUACCGAGGGGAUAGAACCCUCCCCCUGAGUUCUGGUUGAGUUUGAGAGGCUGGUGCUGUUCUCUAAAAAGACGAUUCCAGCCCUUAUUGAGUUACAGAUUGUUGAUUUUCUGCACAGUUUCUCAGUUAUUUAACUUGCUAUUGCUUUCAUUGCCAUUUGUACCGGAACUAAACUGUCACUAAGAAACAGUGUCCAAUACGAUAUCCAACAGGACAGUGCAGCUGAAAAAGUUCCCAGAGAGCAUGUUUAUGUGGCUCUCUGGGAAUAUCCAUCCAUUUGAUCACCAGUGUGAUUUUUUUAGUAUAAAGGGACGCUGGACAUCAGCAGAUCUGCUUCUAGAAAAACCUUGCAUUGUACAAAAUCUAGAAAGCCUGACCUAUAGUAUUUACUGUAUGAAACAAACUGUGUACUGUAAAAUGGAAUUCUGCUGCAAUCUAAUGUAUGGUACUAUUGCACUAACCUGGAGAACUGUACGGUUUUUAAUUAAAACUGUUUUCCGCAAAUUAUGAACUUGUUAAUUUCCUAAUGAACAUUAAAUAAAUGAGAAGCAGUUUCCCACAGGGCAGGAUGGCUAGACAUAAGGGGUAAAAUUAAGUAAAUAUUUAUCCAGUUUUUAUUAACUGUUUUUUUCAAACAAGUGCCCAUUUUUCCCAUGUUGAGGGCGUAGCCUGGAUAAAAAUUUAUAGUAAACACGUUUCUCAUUUCUCAACUGCAGGUGUGUUUCAGGAUUUUGUUGUGUUCAUGGUGCGACAAAGUAGGACAAGGAGAUAGAGGAGGUAUAGCACACCCAGUUUUAAUAGUUUUGUAACUUUUGAACAUGUUUGUAGGCCAACAUUGUGAUCCUUUGGGUACAGUUUUGUAGGUUAAACCACUCAAACUGAAGACUGCCUAAAAUUAUAUAUUUUUUUUAAUUUGAAAAAUAACAUUUAGGAUUUACUAAAUGUACUGUGACUGCUGGUUUUGUGAACAUGGGGGAUGCCUACUCACUAUUGCCUGUUGAGCAGUUGCCUUGAACACCUGAUCCUCUCGAGUGAAACUAACUCUUACAGUAUGUUCCGGUAAUACUGGUCUGGUAAGUGUGAUACUGAGGCACUAUGUGUACCGUAAAUAUAAUGACCUUUAAGUUAACCUUUAGUUUUAAGUGGAACAGGACAGAAAAAAAGAGGACAAGCCGAAGACUGUGAUCAGCUCGAUUUUCUGAAAACCCAUUAAAAAUGUCUCGUGUGUGAUAUUGCUCCUGGCUGCUGUGAUGGUGAUUUCUGUGGUUUGUCUUCAUGGGGUCGAUACCCGAGUCUGUCAAGACACGUCUGGUCUGCCCUGCUGCUCCUAGGAAGCCUGCUCUUGCUGGAUCUGUCUCUUGUGGAGGAGGAUAUGAAGACUGUCAUCUAGCGUCACCGGCUACCUGGGUAACGAUUUGAUUGGUUGCUCAGUUCCUUACGUCUGGCCAAUAGGAAUUGAACAGGUGCCUCCUCUUGUUGACCAAUAGAAACCUCUCCUCAGUUUAUAAACAACUGACCAAUAGGAGCUACAGGUUUUCACGUGGAGCCGAGAAAAAAAGCAACCUGCGUCAGUCUGUAGCCACGCCCACCCGCAUGACAUCUCUCGCAGGCCACGCCCCGCGCACCUGUGCGCCAGGUUCUGCUGGAGAGAGCGGAGCUGAUUUUGUGUCUUUGGGAAGGACAUGCUUGGCUCAGCUGCUGCAAUUAUCCAAUUUGGUGUCUGCGGGCAGGACAUGUUUGGCUCAGCUACUGGAAUUACCGAUGAAGCGCACGAAGUUCCAGUCUUCAUUCCAGUCGCUGCCUCGACUGAUAACUCGGAGAAACAGUAACGUGCUGUGUGUUUCUGUAUUUUUUCUUGUAGUUGCAUGCAAAUGUUUCUUACUCUGUUGACUUGUAACAGUAUUUAGCGUUAAUGUUGCCGUGCUUUGACACUUUGUAAUUGAAAUGCAUGUUGAUUUUCACUUUGAAGCCUGUGCAUCCGACGUAUUGUAAUGCUUUGUUUUGUAUGCCAUUUUCGCUCAAUAAAUUGUUGAUUGAACCUUGA
Messenger RNA from Lepisosteus oculatus (spotted gar), 4172 nucleotides. The record is from RefSeq and is a predicted model, not a curated record. Lineage: Eukaryota; Metazoa; Chordata; Actinopteri; Semionotiformes; Lepisosteidae.